Messenger RNA from Bufo bufo (common toad), 1338 nucleotides. RefSeq names its product histone PARylation factor 1. The record is from RefSeq and is a predicted model, not a curated record. Gene Ontology annotation, cellular component: nucleus. Bases 145 to 1230 code for a protein of 361 amino acids. The transcript has 8 exons. NCBI's taxonomy places the organism in Eukaryota, Metazoa, Chordata, Amphibia, Anura, Bufonidae. Gene Ontology annotation, molecular function: poly-ADP-D-ribose binding; histone binding. Gene Ontology annotation, biological process: regulation of protein ADP-ribosylation; DNA damage response.
UACACCAACUCAGAUCUGCAGUGCGCGAAGAACACUAAGAAACCAGCCUCAGCCUUCCUUCCCUCCCUACAGGCGCCAGUGCGGCCCGCAUACUAGGACGCCGUGCGUGCGCGCUCCUGAGUAGAGGCGGCGAGAACGCUAGUGAUGACGUCACGAAAAACAGGCGCGUCAAGCAAAAAGUCUGACAUGGCGGGAGGCGGGAAAAGAGCACCGCAAGCCGAGCAACAGAAUAGCGGUACAGUGACAGAGGAUGUUAAGAAGAGACGCUCUGAUCCGUCAGAUGUCCCGGCCGGCCUGCGGCAGGAGGUGGAGUCCGUGUACAGGCUUACUAUGCCAGACGACUUCUAUAGAUUCUGGACAUUUUGUGCAGAAAUCAAUCGAGAUGAACCGUGCGAUGCCCUGAAAUCCAGCCUUGGCCUCCAGCUUGUUGGCCCAUAUGAUAUUAUUUCUGGCAAACACAAAGUGACCAAGAAAUCAUCAGAUAUUAAUUACAAUCUGCACUGGAGGUUCUUCUAUGACCCCCCUGAAUUCCAGACCAUCAUUGUGGGGGACAGCAAGACACAAUAUCACAUUGGCUACUACAGAGACUCUCCAGAAGAAUUGCCUGUAUUCCUGGGCUCGAAUGAUGCUGUUAAAGGAUAUCUCAUUACUCCAGCUGGGGAUAAUGUAUUUUCUGCUGUCAAACAGUUUGCAGUAAAGAAGCUGAAGGACAUUUCUGACAAAAAGACAGUGAACGUUGUGAAAGACUUGGUGGAGAAGCUAACGGCAGCAGCAGACAAUCUUGGGUACUCGCUGGAACAGAAAACAGCGUCCAUGAAACGCAGAUACAAGAAAGUGGUGACAAGGUCAUUCCAUGGUGCAGGCUUGGUUGUCCCUGUAGAUAAGAAGAAUAAUGUAGGAUACAGAGAACUGCCUGAAACAGAUGGAAACCUAAAGAAGAUUUGUAAAGCCAUAGUGGAAGCUUCAGAUGAUGAGAAGCGAAUGAAAGCUUUUGCUCCCAUUCAGGAAAUGAUCACUUUUGUCCAGUUUGCAAAUGAUGAGUGCGAUUACGGUAUGGGAUAUGAGCUGGGAAUUGACCUGUUUUGUUAUGGAUCACAUUACUUCCACAAAGUUACGGGCCAACUUCUGCCCCUCGCAUACAAGCUUCUGAAACGGGAUUUAUUUGCAGAAAUAAUUGAAUCUCACCUGGCAAACCGAUCCAGAGAGAAUGUCAGCCAGCUAGUCACAUAAUCCAGACCAAGGGCACAGUUUAAUAGGUUGCAUAUUUGUUAUCUUACUGUUCUCAUGCAUUAUGCUAUAAAGAUAGUUUUGUAAUAAAUGGUUGUCUUGCGUCUGCAA